GCGUUCUGUCUUAGUCUCAGUCGAGUGGGUGUGAUAUCUGCAGUGUGGUUCUGCGGGUGGAAGGGAAACGGAACCUGUCCUAAGAACCGGUGAAUUUGACAACUUUACGCGCGAAGAGGGACGGUUUAGAUACCAUGAAGGCGCUGCUCUUGUCAGCGUUGGUGGCUUCGGCGCUGCUUGUGUCGGUGGCAGAGACCAAUCUUUGCGACCAGUAUUUCACCAACCCCAACAUGACCUGCAUCAUGGACUACGAAUGCACAAGCGGUGGAAGCUCCAUCUCUAUCUAUGAGGACUGUUCUCCAGGAAGCGAACUUUUAACUGCUAUAGAUGAUACAAACGCAGCACAUACCUGUGACCACUUGACUGUGAAUGGAAAAGAAGUUCUACUAAAAAUAGAGCUGGAUGCCGAGAAGGACAAUACCUACACACUCAACUGCAAGCUUUUUAGUGAAUCCUAUUUAACGCAAUUCCCUGUAGAGAACGUGAAUGAAUUCAAGCCUGAAGUUCAAGACCAAAACCCGAUUUUUGACAUCAGGGUUCCCGAGGAACAAGGUGCACAAGUCAUCGUCAGCUUCAGUUAUCAGGACGAAGACUACAAGGAAACUGAGGCGCUGACUUGUGAGCUGAAAAGCGGUGACAUCGACAAUUUAUUUGAAGUUGAAUCAGUAUACAAGAAUGAUAUGAUGGUGUUUUCCCUCAAAACCAAAAGUUCGCUUGAUUUCGAGAAGAUGAUGUAUUACAGACUCGAGUAUGAUAUUAAG
Molecule: messenger RNA, 761 nt
Organism: Penaeus monodon (black tiger shrimp)
Lineage: Eukaryota; Metazoa; Arthropoda; Malacostraca; Decapoda; Penaeidae
Cellular component (GO): membrane
Molecular function (GO): calcium ion binding
Source: RefSeq, a predicted model, not a curated record